Molecule: messenger RNA, 3555 nt
Organism: Teleopsis dalmanni
Lineage: Eukaryota; Metazoa; Arthropoda; Insecta; Diptera; Diopsidae
Exons: 1
Coding region: 1-3555 (1184 amino acids)
Molecular function (GO): zinc ion binding; nucleic acid binding
Source: RefSeq, a predicted model, not a curated record
AUGGAAGGAGAUAAGAUAGAGGCAUCAACAUUUUUAAAAUUAAAAUGUUCACGUCUAGUAACACAACUAAAGGAUUUGGAGAAAAAGUUGUCUGCUGAAUUUUUAAGUAAUUGCCAUGAAGUGCAACUACAACUCUACAUCGACUCUCUUCAACAACUCAACACUAAGUUUGACGCAGCUCAAUCUAGUCUCGAACAAGAAGACUUCCAUGAACUGGAAAGUGAGGUGCGAGAUAACUUUGAACAGAAGUAUAUUGACAUUAAAUCCGCGAUCAUAAUAGAGCUGUCCCAUCGUCAAACGAAUAUCAGAAAUUCAACUAGUAGAUUUCUAUCGAACGAUGAGGCUCCUUCUAUUAAUGUUAAAUACUCGCGUUCAAGGCUGCCAGAACUUCAACUCCCGACCUUCAGUGGUGACAUCAAGGACUGGCCGCAUUUCAUUUCAAUGUUUGGAACAAUUGUUGAUGAAAGCAUUGAACUCAGCAAUCUCGAAAAACUUCAGCACUUAAGAUCUUGUUUGAAGGGCUCAGCGCUAGAUGCAAUAAAGUCACUUGAAGUCAGUGACGCUAACUAUGCUAAGUCACUUUUAUUAUUAUCUAAAAAAUUUGAUAACAAAAGAUUAAUCUUUCAGGCACACAUAAAGGAAAUAUUUGGGUUGCGACGUGUUGAACCAAACGCCGUUGUUGAUCUGCGACGCCUUAGUGAUAAAAUGAAUUCACACCUACAUGCAUUGAGCACGCUGGGCAGCAAGGAACAAAUUGCUGAUGGUCUCAUGGUACAUCUUGUUUCGCAAAGGCUAGAUCCUGCAUCUCAAGCAAAAUGGGAAGAAAAGGCUUCAAUUGAUGCAAUACCUACGUGGGAUCAAAUGGCAGAUUUUCUUGAUAAAAGAUGUAAAACUUUGGAGCAUGUUGAUUACGCCACGAAAUUUUCAGCACAUAACAAAACUAAGCAAAUCAAUCUCCAUCCAAUUGCCAGAAAAGUGUUCAUAGCAACAAACUCAAAGGGAUGUACAUUUUGUGAAAGUGAUGAUCAUUUCAUUUACUCCUGUUGUCAAUUUACAAAUCUUUCUCCAAAACUUCGUCUAACUGAAGCCAGAAAACUUAGCCUUUGUUUAAAUUGUCUAAAAAAGGGACAUCAAUUAAAACAAUGCAAGUCUUCGUUUUGUUGUAUUUGCUCAAGACCUCACCACACGCUCUUGCAUUUAAAUGAUCGUAUUAAUGACAGUACCUUUUCUUCAUCUAAUGAUGUACCAUUAGUUAAUCCGACGUCAAAUACUAAAUCUAAAGUGCAGGCUUACUUAGUUUCAACAAACGCCUCGCAACAAACCCAAAAAUAUCCUUCAAGUGAAUGUGUGCUUCUUGCAACUGCAAUCAUCUUAAUAAGAAAUCGUGCUGGCUCUUAUAUACCAUGUCGUGCUCUUCUGGAUUCAGCAUCGCAAUUACACUUUAUUACAAAAUCACUUGCCAACACACUUCAACUUAAAACAACAAAAUGUGCCACAGUAAUAUCAGGUAUUACAGAUAGAGAUUUUGUCGAUAACAGCACUACUGAGUUAUCCAUAAAAUCACGUUUUGGCAAUUACACCAGUAGCAUCACCGCAGUGAUUACUUCUAAAAUUACUAAUCAACAUCCCAGCACAAACGUUAAUACAACUGAUUGGAAUAUUCCAAAAAAUCUUCAACUAGCUGAUCCAGCAUUCUAUAAAUCACAACGUAUUGAUAUUCUUAUUGGUGCAGCUCUCUUUUUCGAUCUACUAUAUAUAGGUCAAAUCCGUUUAGCGCCUCAAUUACCAGUAUUACAAAAAACGCUUUUUGGUUGGGUAGUUUCUGGAGGUAACCAGCAUUCUUCAAUAUCAUCGUCACUAGCCACAUUUAAAAAGUCAUCAACUCCGGAUGAUCGGUAUCACUCCUUGGAUCUACAAGUAAGAAAAUUUUGGGAGCUAGAAAGUUGUUUUGAUCCUGUAAUCAAAAUUACGAAAGAGCAUUUAGAUUGUCAAGCCCAUUUCCAAGCACACUUUUCUCGAUUGGUAACUGGUGAGUACUCAGUUCGCUUACCAUUGAAAUUAGAUAUUCAGCUACUUGGUGACUCAUAUCAACAAGCUGCACGUCGUUUUUAUAAUCUGGAACGCAAACUACAACGAAACACUGAUCUAAAGACACAAUAUAGUGCAUUUAUAAAAGAGUAUCUGCAGCUUAAUCACAUGUCACCAUUAACUGAUGAAGAAUUAACUAGUCCCAAGUAUUUUUUGCCACAUCAUUGCGUCAUCAAAGAAUCAAGUUCAUCCACAAAACUACGUGUUGUAUUUGAUGGGUCAGCAGCCACUUCCACGGGAUACUCUUUAAAUGAUAUAUUAAUGUCGGGUCCUACAAUUCAACCAAAUCUCAUUGACUUACUCAUUCGUUUUCGAUCUUUUCCUAUUGCAGUAACUGCGGAUAUUUGCAAAAUGUAUCGUGGUGUUCGAGUCACACGCCCGGAUAACUUUUUACAGUGUAUACUUUGGAGAAAUGACAUGCAAGAACCAUUGAAAGUAUUUAAGCUUGAUACGGUGACUUAUGGCACAAAGCCAGCAGCAUUCCUGGCAGUCCGUGCUAUGCAGCAAUUAGCAGUUGAUGAAUCAUUAAACUUUCCUAUUGGUUCCAAAAUUACUCUUCGAGAUUUUUAUGUUGAUGACUUAAUCUCCGGUGGCAAUUGCAUUGAUGAUGUUCAAGACAUUGUGAGACAAACCACUGCAUUGCUCAAUAAAGGGAAUUUCAAACUAAGGAAAUGGUGUUCAAAUCAAUUAUCUGCACUUGAUGAUAUUCCAGAAGACGAUAGAGAGCCAUUGCUUAAUUUCGAUGACGGCAGCGAAUUCACAAAAACUCUUGGUCUGCUGUGGGAUCCAACCAAUGAUAAAUUUUUAUUUACCUUUGCACCACAUCAAGACUCAAGGCGUACUACAAAGCGCUCUGUGCUUUCUGUUAUUGCCCGACUUUAUGACCCGCUUGGUCUUGUUGGUCCCUUGAUAUCAAAGGCAAAAAUAUUUUUACAGUGUUUAUGGAAACACACACUCGACUGGGACGAGAGCCUUCCGAACCAACUCCACACUGCAUGGACUGACCUCUACAAUCGUCUCCAUAUAAUUCAAAGACUAGAAUUUCCUCGUUGUGUUUCAAUCUCUCAUGCAUCACUCGAAUUACAUGCCUUUUGUGAUGCUAGUUUGAACGCAUAUGGCGUUUGCAUCUAUGUUGUUUCGAAGCACGGAAGUUCUGAGUCUGCCAAUUUGCUUUGUUCAAAGUCUCGAGUAGCACCAUUAAAAACAUUGACAGUACCAAAAUUAGAAUUAUGUGCCGCAGCUUUAUUAGCUCAACUAAUUCACCAAAUUUCAAGUCUCAAUAUAUUUAACGCUGAAAUUCACUGUUGGUCUGACUCAUCUAUAGUGUUAUCCUGGAUCCGAUCUGAACCGUCUACCUUCAAUGUAUUCGUGGCCAAUCGAGUGAGCAAAAUUCAACAUUUGACUAAAGGGAUGACAUGGCAUCAUGUUCCCACUGAUUUAAAUCCCGCAGACAUCCUAUCUAAGUGA